This is a messenger RNA of Beauveria bassiana ARSEF 2860, 2892 nucleotides long. Its product is annotated as Chitinase II. Gene Ontology annotation, cellular component: extracellular region. The record is from RefSeq and is a predicted model, not a curated record. Gene Ontology annotation, biological process: chitin catabolic process; carbohydrate metabolic process. The transcript is spliced from 6 exons. Gene Ontology annotation, molecular function: protein binding; chitinase activity; chitin binding. NCBI's taxonomy places the organism in Eukaryota, Fungi, Ascomycota, Sordariomycetes, Hypocreales, Cordycipitaceae. The coding region runs from base 1 to 2892 and encodes 963 amino acids.
AUGUACCUAUUUCUGCUCAAGAAACAGCACCGCCACUUGAAAGUGAUGUUGUCGAUUGGUGGUUGGACCUGGUCGAAAAAUUUCCCCGCUACUGCUAGCUCUGCUUCUACCCGAAAGACGUUUGCUCAGUCUGCUGUCGGUUUAAUGAAAGAUUGGGGAUUCGACGGUAUCGACAUCGACUGGGAGUAUCCUGAAGAUGCCACACAGGCUCAAGACAUGAUUUUCUUACUCCAGGCGGUCCGCGAUGAGCUCGACUCUUACGCUUCGCAACAUGCGAAAAACCACCACUUCUUGCUUUCUAUUGCGGCACCAACUGGAGCUAAGGAAUACAAGAAGCUGAAGCUCGCUGAACUUGGCCAGGUUCUCGAUUAUAUUAACCUGAUGGCGUACGAUUUUGCCGGAGCCUGGAGCAAUGCCACUGGUCAUGGCGCCAACUUGUACAACAACACCGAGAACCCCGCUGCGACACCGUUCAACACGAAGGACGCUGUUGAUGCGUAUAUCAAUGGAGGUGUUCCUGCCAAUAAGCUCGUGCUCGGCAUGCCCCUUUACGGCCGAUCUUUUCAGCAGACUGAAGGCAUCGGAAAGCCGUACACAGGUGUGGGAUCUGGUACUUGGGAAUAUGGCACCUGGGACUAUAGGGUUCUUCCCGAGCCUGGCGCUGAGAUCAUGUGCGACAAUACUGCUCAGGGCUGCUAUAGCUAUGAUGCACAAACCAAGGAGCUCAUCUCUUUUGACACUCCAGAUAUCGUCGCGGCCAAGGUUGAGUGGCUUAAAGAGAAAGGACUCGGCGGCAGCAUGUUUUGGGAGGCUUCCGGUGACAAGAACGGAUCUGAUUCCCUCAUCAACAAGAGCUUUGUAGGUCUCGGAAGCUUGGAAAGUACGCAUAACUUCCUCGAAUAUCCUAACUCUACCCGCCCAGUAUGCCGCAGUGUUACCAGUCCAGCCCCGUCCAGCCACGAGUCUCCAGACUCAGGAUACGGAUCUUUUGACGAAUGUAACUCUUCCAAAACUCCAUUCUUGAAGGCUCGCUUCGCAGCAGAAUUUGGCCUAGAUAGUCAACAGGUCUCACUAGUGCCUGGCAAUAACAGAAGUCGGCUCUCGAACGACCAACGACGGUACUCUUCACCCUCCACUUCAAAAACCAACGAAGAUUCAGCGAUAAACCAACUCAGCAAUAGCGACAACGUACCGACCGACCAAAUUCCCACAAAAUAUGCCAGGGCUAUUUCAUCACUCACACCCGACAGGUUUGUUCCAUUCCGGACGGUUCAAUCUACUCACGAACGUUACCGAACCACCAAGCCGCUGGCAUUACUUUCAGAUACCGAAAGGAUUUCCAGGCAGGACUUCGGCAGUCAUGAUCCUUUCUCGCCUCAGCCAAGACAAUCGUCUUCACUGAUAGCACGAUUCUGCCCACUUGAAGAGCCUCAGUACCAAUCUCGUUCAAGUCAUCAUGACUUCCGGCAUACUCAGCAAAGGCAAAACAGUACAGAAGCCGUGUGGAGCAUUCGAGAUCCCUCCUCUCACAUCAUGAUUUCCACAGCAAACGAGCAGCAGCGCUCUGCAAAUUUAGACACAUCCAAUGGUAACCAACAGCUCUCCAAGGAAUCUAGCUCCAAAGAGGACUUGUUCAAUUACCAAGAUCGCGUUGCGUUCGCUUUAAACAUUAACCAAGUCGGCAAAAUACUGGAGUUUUCCCCCCCGACAUCUCUUCGCUCUCCGCCAAUUGCGAUCAAAGUUAUGGAACCAUGCGAUCUUAGCAGAACAGUUCUCGAUGCUCCUUAUUUAAGGGACGACUUCUAUUGUUCUACGCUGGCUUACUCCCCAGUUUGCCAAACGCUCGCCGUGGGCCUGGGAAAUACUCUGUAUGCCUGGUCCGAGGAUGCUGGCGUUCAUAUGAUGCACGAUCGCCCGUCACAAGGUGUCUACCUUUCCUCUGUUGCUUUCUCUUCCGUGUACGGGAGAAAAUGUAUCCUAGCGGGGGGGAGAACUGAUGGGUCACUGGUGCUACAGUCGACCUCCGAUGCACUGCCACGCUUCGAAGUAAGACAACCUUUUAGAGUGAGCUGCCUGAGCUGGAGACCAGUGUGCACACUGAGGCCAUCAAAGAACCCUUUCAAUCCUGAAGUCCCCAUUCAGACGGAAGAUCUGCUAGUCGGAGACGAUACAGGAACAGUCUACUACUACAUCGUGGAAUGGCCAAUGAACUGGGAGGUCUCUCGAGAUAACUGGCCAGGCUCAAUGUACUUGGUCGCAAAGAUUGUCAUCCACAAUCAACAGGUGUGCGGCCUUUCCUGGUCUCCAACUGGUCGACUAUUUGCCUCUGGGGGCAACGACAAUAUUUGUUGCUUAUUUGACGUCGACGAUGUCUUGGGUGAAAACCAGGUCAGCAGAGUUUCUCAGGAUACAUCGCGGACCCCUUUGGUUCGCCACGGUCUACCUUUCCGCCUUCAACCAACGCAGACUCUACGUCGCAGUGCUUCUCCGAGUUUUAUUAGAACCAUUGUCGAGGAAGACGUCGAUAUCAGAAGAGUGCAGACUUCUGGGGACAGCCUGCGAACCCUUACCAACGGUUGCGAAAGACAUCGAAUUGCAGUUUUCAGCUGGCCCGACUGUAAACAAGUCGCGGCAAUACCAUGGGCUUUGGAGCUUCGAGCUUUAUAUGCAAUUCCCUAUCCAUGGCAGCAUGAUGGGUUGGGACAGUCCCGAUCUCCUCGGCCUUCUGGAGACGGUUGCAUUGUCAUUGCAGCAAGCGACCAAACACUGAAGUUUCAUGAAGUGUGGGAGGCAGGAAGCAAGAAAGCACUCGGCUUGCCAGGAUACUUCGGAAGCAGUGAUAUCCUAGAGAGUCUUGAGGGCAUCAACAAGGAAGGUGAAGUGAUUCGCUAA